This is a messenger RNA of Xiphias gladius (swordfish), 3283 nucleotides long. It is a transcript of the gene ubxn4, whose product is annotated as UBX domain protein 4. The coding region runs from base 145 to 1725 and encodes 526 amino acids. The record is from RefSeq and is a predicted model, not a curated record. Gene Ontology annotation, molecular function: protein binding. The transcript has 13 exons. NCBI's taxonomy places the organism in Eukaryota, Metazoa, Chordata, Actinopteri, Istiophoriformes, Xiphiidae.
AGGUCACGUGAGCUUACUCCCAGCUGCAGAGCAGACAGCUCGGUGUUCAGGCUCUGACGGGCUGACUAAGCUCUAUGAACUGAUGUAACACUUAGCUGCUUGACAGCGUCACCAAAGCAAAGGCAGAAAACACAGUUGGAAAACAUGCUUUGGUUUGAGGGCUCGAUUCCUGACGCCAUUAGCUCGGCAAAACAGCGGAGUUUCGUUUUUGUCGUCGUCAUUACAGGGGAAGAUGAACAGUCAGCACAGCUGAUGUCCAGCUGGGAGGACGACAAAGUGUCAGAGGCAGCAGGCAACUGCUGUGUGGCCAUUAAAGUUGAUUCCAAGAGUGAGACAUGUGUGCAGUUCUCCCAGAUCUAUCCAGUGGUGUGCAUACCCUCUAGCUUCUUUAUUGGAGAGAAUGGGAUUCCUCUGGAGGUUAUCGCUGGCAGUGUGUCUGCUGAAGAUCUGAGGAAAAGAAUCAACAGAGUUAAGCAGAUGCAUGCCCAGCAGAUUGGAGGUCCGACAGUGUUACCAAAGGGAAUUGCUCCUGUGGAGACCAGGUCACAUAACAGCACAGCCACAGAACCUGCUCCAGCCUCUGCUCAAUCCUCAGCUCCAGCAGUUCCUGUUAGUUCAGCAGCAGAAGCCACAGAGCCUGCAGCAGUACCAGGAACAGCAAAAGCAUCUCUGUCGAGCCCAGUAGAUGAUGGUAGCCUUUCAGCCACAGCGACUCUUGCAGAGAAUGCAUCAUCAGAUAAUGCUCAGUGUGCUCAGAGUGAAGAAAACCUGGACACUAAGGUGGAAAGGUUAAACAAGAAACUGGAAGAGAGACGAGAGCAAAGGAAGAGAGGAGAAGAGGAGAAUGAGAUCAGAAAGGAAAUGGAGCGGCGGAAGAUGGGGAAGGACAUGCAGGACUUUAAAAGGAAACAGGAAGAAGAGAACACCAAGCGACUCCUGGAGGAAAGGAACAGGGAGAAGGCGGAGGAGAAGGCUGCCAGGGAACGGGUCAAACUGCAGAUCGCCAUGGACCGAGCUGACAGAGCAGCCCGCUAUGCCAAAACCCAGGAGGAGGACAAGGCUGCCAAGGAGGCCCUACUGCAAGCCAGGCAGGCAGAGCAGGAGAGCAGGAAGGAGACACUGGUCAGGGAGAGGAGUACCAUAGCAAGGAUACAGUUCCGCCUCCCAGACGGUUCAUCUUUCACCAACCAGUUCCCCUCGCAGAGCAGACUGCAGGACGCUCGGCAAUUUGCUGUUCAGGAGGUGGGAAACCGCUAUGGUAACUUUUCCCUGGCGACCAUGUUCCCGCGGCGAGAGUUCACCCGUGAAGACCUGAACAAGACUCUGCUGGAGCUUGAACUGGCUCCAAGUGCUUCCAUCGUGCUUCUGCCUCAGUCAGGCAGGCCUGCUAACACAAUGGUCCAGUCGUCUGGAGGGGGUAUUUGGGCUGUUCUGGGCACACUACUCUACCCUCUGCUGGCUGUAUGGAGAUUUCUCAGCUCCUUCCUGUUUGCAGCCCCACACCCUCCUGGAGCAGCAUCCCGAGGCCCCACCGAGCAGUCCAGCUCUUACACCCACUCAUCAUCAACUUCGGACAAGGCAAAGAGAGAAACUCUCUCCAAGCACACUCUGGAGAAGCGUCCCAAAGACUUCAAGAAAGAGGGUAAAAUUUGCAGGCUGAGGACUCAGGAGGACAGCGAGGAUGACAACAACACCUGGAACGGGAACUCCACCCAGCAGAUGUAACAGCAGCUCUCCCUCCCUCUCGUUCUCCUGCUGUGAAUUAGUUCAGUCUUAAAGGUUUAGAUCAAGUUGAAGGUCUCUGCUGCACCUAGAGCUGAUUCUUUAGUUUUCUCUUUGUCUUACUGUGUUCCAGGCCUGCGCCCUGCAUUUCGCCUGCAUGGGCAGAUAAUAAUAAUCACAAGAACGUCCUAUGGGCUUGAGCUGAGUUGUUUUUUUUUGUUGUUGUUGUUUUUUUUGUUGUUUUUUUUGUUUUUUGUUUUUUGUUGAUUAUGACAUGAUUCUGUCUCCUAACCUGGACUCAGAUUACAACAGGUUGACAGACCUAGAAAGGCUAUGCCAGCAAUCCUUGGGUUUUUGCUCAUAGAUGAUUGUCAGAUACAUCAUGAUUAACUUUAUUGAAUAAAGUUUAUUAUUUUUAUUUAUCAUUAUUAUCAGACACCAAAUUCUGUGAAAACAGUAAAGAGCUGACCUAAAGAUGUUGUAAUCUGAGCCCGUCUUCACAUUAUUUUACGGAGUCAUUGCAUUUUAGAAAGAUUUCACCUUGAACAGUGAUUGGCUGAUUGCCAGUGACUCAUCUGGAUUCUUAUCUAACAGCAGAAUGAAGACAUUUUGUUUUAGAUGUAUAAAAUACUGAAUUUCAGCAAACAGCUGGCUGCUAUUGGCAGAGGACUUUACAUCUACCAAGGUGGUGGUGUGCGAGUGCACGCACGCACGCAAGCAAGCAAGCAAGCAAGCACGUACGCACGCACACACACUUGUUUUACUAUAUUCGUGGGGACCCAUCUUUGACAUAAUGAAUUCCCUAGCCUUCACCUGAACCUGAGUCUAACCUGAAUCCUAAAACAGAGUCUUAGCCUUCAAACACCCAUUUAAACCCGGGUCCAGUGUUUUGGUCCCCACAAAGAUGUUGGACCCCACAAUUAUAAUGGGAAUCCAGUUUUUGGACCCCAUGAAUAUAGUUUUUAAAAAAGCCCACACACACACACCUUGGCAAAUGGGUUUCUACUAGUCGACAGUGGGCAAAUGCUGUAGUUCUCACCAAACAAUGCAAAUUAAAGCAACCUGUUUUUCAGAAAACCUUUGAAUUUGGUGUUGGUUGUUUGUUAACCUGAUCCCCAUUCUUCACAAAUUGGUGAACUUAUCUAGGCCCACUGUUAGGCCUUUGAUUUGUUGUCUUAAAUAAUUGUUCUCUUAUUGUGAAAUAAAGGCAAAAUAAUCAUUGGCUGAUCAUAUCACAAUGUUAUGUUACCUUAUCCUGUUAAAAUCUCUCAUAAAGUAGACCCAUCUGGCCGCAAUAAUAAGUCCAGCAUUUAUGAAAUGAAGUAAAAUGGAACUAAACUUGUUAGCUUCCCAAUGUAUAACAAUUCAUACUUGUAAUGCAAGUAUAUUUCAAAAUGUCAUUUAGUAGCAUGUUCUCUGGUUCCAGUGGUCAGAAAUCUCAGCAUGUUCCUUUUGUUUGGGAUACUAUGAUUUACUGUUUGAAUUGUCUUGUACAGUCUGGUUUAUCAUGUAAAGGUACUUUAUUGUAAAAAAUGACAGCAUGUUCUCAUCUAAAAUCCUA